AUGGACUGGGAUUUAGAAGCUAUUGUGAGAGGAAGCACUAGUGAAGCCAUCAUCAUGGACGAACCAUAUCCUAAUUUUUCUAAUUUCUUUGAUGAACAAGAUGAAGCACUUGGUAGUUUUCCCGAAUUCUCUGAAACCACGAGGGUUCUUGAUGAUUUGGAAGAGCUUUACAAACCCUUCUACCCAGUUUUGCACCCUCUUUCACCGCACACCAUCUUUACAAGUUCCAUACCUAUCCCCAAAGAACCCGAAGAAGCCAAAGAAGCAUCAGAGAAAGUAGCUCCACAAGAGUUGCAAGUUCCCGCAGCAUCUAAAUCUAAAAAAAGCAAGAAGAACCAGAACAAGAGUGUGGUGAAGCAGGUGAGAACAGCAGAAGGUUUGGACGAUGCAUGGGCAUGGCGUAAAUAUGGACAAAAACCAAUAAAGGGUUCGCCUUAUCCUCGAAGCUACUACAGAUGCAGCAGUUCCAAAGGAUGUUUGGCAAGAAAACAGGUUGAAAGAAGCCACUUAGAUCCUGCUGUUUUUUUGGUUACAUACACUGCUGAACACACACAUCCUCACCCUACUCGUAGGAACUCUCUUGCUGGGACCACCCGCAAGAACAAUUUCAAUUCCAAUUCCAUAGUUGCACCUCCAACCACUCGUGACCAAAACACUUGUUCCUCAAAUUCCUCAGUAGUAAUUAGUAACUCUCCAAGGACACCUUUGGUGGUGCAAUCCAUUGUGACAGGUGUGCAACGAAGUAAGGGUUUGAAAAAAGAGGAAGACUUUCUUGAGUGGUUGGAUGAUAUUGAAGGUGCUCAAUUUGGUGAUGGAAAUUGGAUUCCAAGCACAGAUCUAGAGGAAUUGGUAGGAUUUGAGUACCAACAACUUGCACUAGAUGGCUUUGGUGACACCUAG
Abrus precatorius (Indian licorice) is the source of this 900-nucleotide messenger RNA. Its product is annotated as probable WRKY transcription factor 29. Gene Ontology annotation, cellular component: nucleus. The record is from RefSeq and is a predicted model, not a curated record. The coding region runs from base 1 to 900 and encodes 299 amino acids. The transcript is spliced from 2 exons. NCBI's taxonomy places the organism in Eukaryota, Viridiplantae, Streptophyta, Magnoliopsida, Fabales, Fabaceae. Gene Ontology annotation, biological process: regulation of DNA-templated transcription. Gene Ontology annotation, molecular function: DNA-binding transcription factor activity; transcription cis-regulatory region binding.